CCCCCCUCCGCCUUCACUUACAUGCCUAGCGUUGCGUUGCAGGUUCGCCUAGAAACCGCGAGGCAGCGAAAACUCCACGGCGUUUCUGUCGCGCGCGAAGGAGUGUACUCCAGGUAUGCCAACAUCUACAAGGAUCACGCCGCCCAGACCUACGCCCGCACGAUCGAGGCCUCUCGGCAGGAGAGGGGCGGGCUCGAGGCCUACCGUCACCGCGUCGUGAAAUCAUCGAUGGACGCGCAGCGCUACCGAGGGUACGUCGAGAUGGACACGCCCAGGGACGACCCCCACUGGGAGGAGGACGGGCUAGGGCUUUUGCCGGCCAACGAUGGCAGCACGUCAACGAAUUGCGCGGCUUCUUCCAACGGCCGAAAGAGUGGCGGCGUUGCAGGAUUCUCCCCGGCAAGAAGCAGUGCCAAAGUGGACGUUUCCUUGUCUAGCGAAAAAGAGGACGGAGCAGGCGAAGGGCUCGUGCACGGCGACGAGACCGUCGAGGUUCGGCCGGGAGAUGGGGCUGCACCCGAGGGCUCGGUGGGCGAGAACGGGGAGUCGGAGGCGCGUGCGGUAUCGAGGUUGGAUAGCGUCACCGACGACGAAAAUACCGCGACAACACGAAGGUCGUUCAGCGACGGUGGCAUUGGAGGUCGUGGUUGUUUCGUGGAUGUGGUCCCGUUCAACAACAUCCGCGCCAAGUACUUGAGACCGUGGAACGACACAGAGCUGUCCAGGCCCUACCACGUCGCCCCUUCGCCGACCUGGAGGGCGGGUAGAGCAGUAGGGGCCCCAAGCUUGGCCUCUAGCGUGGGGUCAUCUAUUACCUCUACCGAUGCCUUGUCUGCUGCCGAAAGUGGGCAAGCGUUGGAAGCCUACCGAAAGGCAACCCUGAGGAACCCGGCGACCCACCGGCCGCACAGCAGCACGUUGAACUGGAAGGAUGGGAAAGAAUGGCGCAUGAACUAA
This is a messenger RNA of Ectocarpus sp. CCAP 1310/34, 957 nucleotides long. NCBI's taxonomy places the organism in Eukaryota, Phaeophyceae, Ectocarpales, Ectocarpaceae. The record is from the annotation of a GenBank genome assembly.